GCUUAAACACCGUUCCUUCCCACUCUCCCAGGAGGAGGGAGGCUGAACACUGCUGUCCCGCCUUCUCUCGCGCGUCGUUGGCUGUUGUCGAGUGAAUGACCCCGCCGGUGACCAAUCAGCCGACAUCCUCCUGGUCCCAAACUGUCCAUUUCCCUUUGCUCGCCUUCGUGGGCCGCCGGAAAGGGGAGGGGUGAGUACCAAUUGCUUAAAAUUAUUCCGACUGAGGAAGGCAAGAUUUAGCUCACUUGCAUUCUGAUGCUGUCAGGUUAAAGCACUUAGUCAUAGAAACAGAUACUAAAAUGCCUGUUUUCAAACAUCCGGAGUACCCUGAAGAGACCUUGCUUCGCUUGGAAAGCCUGGUGCCCUGUCGAGAAUCUCAAGUGUCCACUUUGCUGUCACUCUUUGGAGAGCGUCAGCAUUACAGUUUCCCAGCUCUUUUCAUCUAUGGACACACAUCUAGUGGAAAGACUUACGUGGUGAAGACUCUUUUGCAAACUUUGGAGCUACCUCAUGUGUUCAUCAAUUGUACACAAUGUUUUACAUCAAGAUUGCUGCUAGAAGAAAUUUUGAGGCAAUUACAGCAUCUUUCUACCAAGGAAGAACAUCCUUCUCUUAUAUCCUGUGAUUCAUUCAAUGAUUUUGUAUGCAUAUGUAAACAGACAAUGAUGGUGCCGGAUCUUCAGAAUCAGACUGUUUAUAUUAUUUUGGAUAAUGCAGAGCAUCUGAGAGAAAUGGAAACAAACAUCCUUCCAGGCUUUCUUAGACUACAAGAACUGACAGGGAGAAAUGUGACUGUGAUUCUUCUUACUGAAAUUGUGUGGGAGCUGCUUCGUCCAAGUGCAGGAUGCUUUGAACCAUUGCCGUUGUAUUUUCCGGACUACAGCAUAGGACAUCUGCAAAAGAUCUUGUCCCUUGACCAUCCUCCAGAAUAUUCUUUUGAUUUUUAUGCUGCUUUUAUAAAUAUAUUACUCGGCGUCUUCUAUCCUGUCUGCAGGGACCUGAAAGAGCUCCGCCAUCUGGCUGCACUCAAUUUUUCUAAAUAUUGUGAGCCUGUUGUCCAAGGAGAGGCUAAUGAACGUGAUACACGUCAACUUUGGAAAAACAUUGAAUCACAUUUGAAGAAGGCUAUGCAGACUGUCUAUCUACGAGAAAUAUCAAGCUCCCAGUGGGAACGAUUACAGCAGGAUAAUGGAGAACCUGGGCAGCUUAAAGGACUUUCUGCUCAUGCUCAUGUAGAACUUCCAUAUUAUUCCAAGUUCCUUCUAAUAGCUGCAUACCUUGCUUCCUAUAACCCUGCCAGGACAGAUAAGAGAUUCUUUGUUAAGCAUCAUGGAAAAAUUAGAAAGAUGAACUUCCAGAAGAAACAUGAAAAGACCAGCAAUCACCUUCUUGGACCAAAGCCAUUCCCUCUAGACAGAUUGUUGGCAAUAUUAUACAGCAUUGUUGACAGCAGAGUUGCUCCAACUGCAAAUAUAUUUUCUCAGAUUACCUCCCUUGUGACUCUACAGCUCUUAACCUUGGUAGGCCAUGAUGACCAGCUUAAUGGACCGAGAUACAAAUGCAAUGUGUCUUUAGAUUUCAUCAGAGCAAUUUCAAGGACUGUGAACUUUGACAUAAUAAAGUACUUAUAUGACUUUUUGUGAAGACUGCAUGGACGUUGUGACGGCAGCUGAGCCAGACGUGCUACACUUGUCCGCUUUAGCCAUCGAGGAGGAGGAGGAGUCCUUGGGAUCUAUUGGAUUUGUCCAAAAACAGGUGCUGGGUCAGCAUGAGAUCAGAUGAAAACACUCUAGUUGGUCUGGAUGGAUUUGAGCAGAGUACUCUUUACUUGAGACCCUGGAGUAUUUGGAAAGAACGUGUUAAUUAUAAACAGCAGGGACUGAGCACAAUCUGGUCUGCUCUUAAUGAUGUUAUCUUAACACUGAAAUUGCCUAAAACCCAUUUUACUUAGGACUGCAUUUUGUGCUGCAUUGAAGUAUCCCUUGUGCUUUGAAUAUGGCAGUAGCCUUGUUGUUUUGCCCAAUUCUUCCCCUUUCUCUCCAUGGGAGCCUUUUACGUUUGUCUGCCAAAGCAGCUUGGUCCUGAGGCCACCGUUUAAAAGAGAUUAGAAUAGCAAAUGCAAUAAACAUAAAAACAAACUGGUGGGUGCUGUUCUUUUAUUCUUAGAUACUAUCCAUUUGUUGGUAGCCUAACUGCCACAGCUGAUUUGUAAAUAUAGCUGUUAAAAGCUGUUUUUGAAAAUGUUUUCACUAACCAUUCAUAUCUUGCAGCUGCUUAUCAUUAUACUUUAUGAUGAAACAGAGGACAAAUAAUUUGACUAAUCACUUAUCUAACCCUCCAUCAGCAUAAAGUCUUCGAACAAUAUGAAUUCCUACCCUGGAGAGAGAACCUGUGUACUCUGGGCAGCUUACAGUCUUUCCAUUUGGUUUUUCUUAUAUUCUAUCUAGAUGCAUCAUGAGAAGUGUGAGACAAAGACACCUCCUUCUGGUCUGGGUGCAGUCCAGUGCAACUGUCCAGUUGUGCAACUAGUUGCGCAAGCACUAGUAUGCCUAAUGCCAUAAGAAUGGUGCUAAUAUUGUGUUGGAUUUAGGUCAAUACAUUUAACAUUAGACAUGGGCAUUGCUUGCCCAAAAGCAAUCUUGUUUAAUAA
This is a messenger RNA of Pogona vitticeps (central bearded dragon), 2650 nucleotides long. It is a transcript of the gene ORC5, whose product is annotated as origin recognition complex subunit 5. Gene Ontology annotation, biological process: DNA replication initiation; DNA replication. Gene Ontology annotation, cellular component: nucleus; nuclear origin of replication recognition complex. Gene Ontology annotation, molecular function: DNA replication origin binding. Lineage: Eukaryota; Metazoa; Chordata; Lepidosauria; Squamata; Agamidae. The record is from RefSeq and is a predicted model, not a curated record.